Molecule: messenger RNA, 3918 nt
Organism: Oikopleura dioica
Lineage: Eukaryota; Metazoa; Chordata; Appendicularia; Copelata; Oikopleuridae
Source: the annotation of a GenBank genome assembly
AUGAAUUUAACGCUAUUCAAGGCGAUAGACUUUGAAGAGCUCCAACUUGCUCAGGGAUCGACCAGCUUUUCAUUCCCCGUGCUCAUUGCUAAUCAAGAGGGGACAGAAACAAUAGAAGGCAUCAUCGAAACAAUCGUCACAAAUCUCAACGAUCACGACCCCUACUUCGUCGAUCGGUUCAACACACGAAUCGACAGACUUGACAUUUUCUUCAAUCUAGCCGGGAAUCAAGAAUGCUACGGACCAUCCGAAGAAAAUUGUAUUCGCGGAAUUCCUGAGUUUUCCUCUGGCUUGAUUAGAAAUGGAAGCGUUGUGGCUCAAUUAAUGGCUGAUGAUCUCGAUUGCCGCCUGCCGAACGAAUGCUCGAGCUCGCUAGAAUUCUUAGUUGAAGAGAAUCCUUGGAUAGAACUGGCUGGGAAUGGGAUUUUGCAGCUCAAGAAUGCGGAGCAAUUUGACUUUGAAACAGAUAGAGGGCCAUUUCGGAUAAUAGCGAAAGUCAUUGACUUUGGAGUGCGCUUUGACCGACGCCAGAGAAGCUCUCGAAUUCCAGUGUAUCUGUAUGUAAAGGACUUUCCAGAUACGCCUCCAGUGUAUCAACGGGAUCGGAACUUUUUUCAAGUGUUGGAAAACUCGCAAGAAAACACGCUUAUUGGCGAAGUCACAGCAUUUGAUGGAGAUGAAGAAAUAAAUUGGCCAAUUAUCUACAGCACUUUUGACAAUAGAAUUUCAGUGGAUAGAACAUCUGGAAAGAUUUUUAUAAAAGACUCGAUCGCGUUUGAUAGAGAGGCGAACGAAAAACUGGAAUUUGAAAUUGAAGCCUUAGAACAACCAACAGGCUUCUUCAAAAAUGAACGAGCCCUCAGCUCUGUUGCGAAAGUAGUUGUUACGUUACUAGACGUCAAUGACAACGAGCCGUAUAUCGUCGAUUUUGACGAAGACUUCAUCUUUUCCGUCGACGAGAAUUCUCUUCCGGGGACUGAAAUAACCGGAAGCAGAAUUGUGAUUCAAGAUGACGAUCAAUAUUCAAACACUCAUUGGAAGGCAUCUAUCACUGUUGAUGAUCCGAGGUGCAAAAUCGACGUGAUUCCCCGAGAAGGAUACCACCGCAACUCUAUUUCCCUCCGAACAAAAGAACCAAUGGAUUUCGAAGAGAUUCAGUUUUGUGAUGUCCAGCUCAAGUCGAGAAAUCAUCUCGAUGAUAACUCUUUGGAUUUGUGGCUAACAGAGGGUUUCGAUUAUGAAGAAACAGACGCUGUAAAAUGCCAACUGAAUGUCGUUGAUCUCAACACAGCGGCUGAUUACGACAACUCUUCAAUACUUGAAUUUAUAAUUUUCGUCGAAAAUGAAAAUGACAAUGCGCCUGAAUUUCUCAUUCCAACGAUGGAUAUUUUUGUCAACGAAGACAGUCCUGUUGGAACGUUCUUGGCUACAGUAGCGGCAAGUGACGAAGAUCACGAUAGACUUCAUUAUUAUACGAAAGAUGAAAAGAUCAAUGUGGAGAGGAAUAGUGGAAAUAUAUUCCUAAGACGACCAUAUGAUUUUGAGAUUUCUAACUUUGAUGAAAUCAACGUAUUUGCUUCUGAUGGUCUAUUUAACGCUACUCAAACACUCCGAAUUUAUAUCAAUGAUGUUAACGAUGAUGUUCCCGUAUUGACAGAAGGUCAAACACAAAUCAAUAUUUCUGAAGCUAUUGAAGUUGGCACAGUAUUGAGUACUUAUUGUGCGGAAGAUUUGGAUGCUUCUGACGAAAGCUUGAAUUUCAUGAUUGUAACCAGUCUAUCUCAGUUUGAGCUUGAGGAGAAAUCUCCUUUCUGUGCAGAUCUUGUACUCAGCAAAAAGAUAGACUAUGAAACUGAUCCUUCUACUAUUGAGCUAAGGAUACGAGUCAUCGAUGGUCUGACUUCAGUGCAGUCAAAUAUGGCCGAAAGGAACGUUGAGAUCAACAUUUUCGACGAAAACGACAAUCCUCCGGCAUUCAGUAAGAGCUUGUAUAGAAUAGAAGUUCUAGAAACUAUUUCGGCACUGGAAACGAUUCUUAUUCCGACGAUAGUAGAUGAUGAUUCUGACAGCGUGAAUGCUUUUAAUGUUAGACUCAAAAAUGGCACGAAUAUGUUCUCAAUUAUGGCUACUGAAAGCGUUUUCUCAAUUAUCGUCAAAGAAGAUGUAAGCCUCCUUGGUCGCGGGUUCAGCACAGUUAUUGCUGUCAUAGAAGUCAGUGACGGCGUUUUCAAAAGUGAAGCUACCGUGGAAGUCGGUAUUCAAGGAGUCAAUUUCAACUCGCCGGUAUUCUUGAAUGAUGGACACUUGAUCGAGUCCAAUAUGCUGAAUAUAGCGAUAGAAGAGAAUCGAAAUGAUGCUCUGUUAAAUCUAUCAUCUACAGACGAUGAUGCAGGUCUAAAUGGAAAGACACAAAUAAAUGUUCGCGAGUCCGCUGACUAUGUCGACUUCAAUUUCUCAAAUGGAGUAUUGAAAUUUAAUAGUGCUCCAGAUUACGAAGAAAAAAGAGAGUACAUGGUUAUUUUCGAUGCUUUUGAUGAAGGAGUCCCACCCCGAACAGUCAGUCUCACUGUGAUUAUUUCAAUUAUCGAUGUAGAUGACAAUGAACCAUUCCUCAACAAAAAAGUUCUGAAUUCGAUGAAAAUAUCCAUCAAGGAAGAGACACCAAUUAUCAUCAAUAUUCCUGCAGAUUCGAUCAUUGAUGUUGAUACUGUUGGAAACGAGGACAACUUAUUAUGCAUUAUUGAACAGGAUAAUUCUUCGAAUUGCUUCGCAAAGGUAAAUUCUACCUGGCCAUUGGAGAUAUCGGAACAGUUUGACUUUGAAAAAUCACCCGUUGGAAACAUCAAGAUCGGCACCAGAAGAUCUGAAACAAAUCAAUUUAAAGAAGACCAGCAAGCUCAUUUGAAAAUCUUAAUUGAAGACAUAAACGAUAAUGCUCCACUCUUUCUUGAUGCCGGAGUCCUCGAACGCGGGAUUAGUCUUUCAGAAGAUCCAGCUGUUGGUUCAAGUUUAUUCUCUUUCCAAAUUUCCGAUAAAGACACAACUUAUGAAAACACUGUUCCGAUAUUCAGUAUCGUUAAUUCUUCCCAGAGCCCAUUCUCAAUAGAUCGAAACGGAAUCAUGCGGCUUCAGAAUCCUCUAAGGUCGACCGAUUCGAUAAUAACGACAAUCAAGUGCGAAAAUCUGGCGGCGGGACCAUGUUCGUUAAAAAACAUCACCUUCUUUCCAGCAGCUGAAGAAGACAUUUUCGAAGUUCAAUGCCUGAAUAUCGCUACAUUCAACGAAAGCGCGUUUCGAAACGCUAUCGAAGCAAAGAUUCAAGGCGCAAAAAUCUAUUUUCAUAAAAGCUCCAGACGUAUUUCAGCUACAGGUGAGAUGACAAGCACUGGGACAAUAAGAUUUCACAUGGAAGACAUGGUCUUGAAGGAAAAGGUCGGAGUCAAAGCGAUCUUCAAUGAUCUUUCAUCAAUCGACUUUCGAGAAAAUAUUCGAGUUUUUGGACUUGUCCUUGAACAAUCUCAGGUCGCGCAAGAGCAAAAUCUGCAAACUCUUUGGACGACAAUCUGGGUCCUAUCUGGGAUGAUCCUUGUUUCAUGGGUUUUUGCGAUUGUAUUUGUUAAAGUAUACGCGUCAAGAUUGCGAACGAAAUUCAGACUGAAAUGCAUUCAGAACGGGAAUUUUGACGAUUUGACUGAACUGCCACAAGAAACAGACAAUCCAUUGAAAGAGUGUCAGUUCGAUACUCAAUCUCAGUGUCCGUAUACACUUGAAGACACUGCUCCUGAAGACUCGAUGUCAACUGAGAGCUCAAUGACAAACCAUGACUCGGACCCGGAAUGCGAGCACAAUCAGAAAACCAAAUCUACAAAAGCGAACAAACUAUCUCCAUCAAACUCUAUUCAAGAAGAAUCAUUCUAG